GCUGAUUUACUGUAAUCUCUACGGAUUGAGCCGGGGGAGAGGUGGGAGAGAAAGCAGAGGAAAAAACGAUUCUAUGGAUACGCAAUUUGGAUAAACGUUCAGUUCUUUGCAAGUUUAGCCCCUGCUUUACCGGCUAAUUUGCGCCUGGACAGAAUUUGCCGAUUUUAAAUAAAUCCAUUCGGUUAUCUGGAAAACUUUGAUUCAUUAUUUAGCUAGCUAACCAGCUAACGUUACUUCUGGUGGAGGUAAACAUGGAUGACUGGGAAACAGUUUCUUUGUGGAUUGAGGAUGGCCUCUGAAUAAACAUCGGACAACAUUUCAGCGCGGAUCGCUGGCCAGUCUAUUUAACUCAACGCAGCGUACACAAGUUCACCGGCUGUUACUGCAGCAGAGGAGAUGAGCAGGCUGUGGAGGCGUGACGUGCCCCUGUCAGAGCGGCUGGGGAACGACUCUCCUGCAGGGAUGGCCCCGGGACCCCCGGCCACCGCCGCCCCCACCGGCCCCAACAUCUCCUGGCUGCCGGAGGCCCCCCUGCUGACCCCCGAGCAGCCCAUCUUCCUCAUGACCACCGCCGCCCAGGCCAUAUCCGGCUUCUUUGUCUGGACCGCCUUGCUGCUCACCUGCCACCAGAUCUACAUGCACCUGCGGUACUACAGCUCUCCAAACGAGCAGAGACACAUCGUGCGCAUACUCUUCAUCGUCCCCAUCUACGCCUUCGACUCCUGGCUCAGCCUGCUCUUCUUCACCAACGAGGAGUACUACGUCUACUUCGACACGGUCCGAGACUGCUACGAGGCAUUUGUGAUCUACAACUUCCUCAGCCUGUGCUACGAGUACCUGGGAGGGGAGAGCGCCAUCAUGUCUGAGAUCAGAGGAAAGCCAAUAGAGUCCAGCUGCAUGUACGGCACGUGUUGCCUCUGGGGAAAGACUUAUUCCAUCGGCUUCCUCCGGUUCUGUAAACAGGCCACCCUGCAGUUCUGUGUGGUGAAACCCCUGAUGGCCAUGAUCACUGUCAUCCUGCAGGCUUUCGGAAAAUACAGGGAUGGAGACUUCAACGUGGCCAGUGGCUACCUGUACGUCACCAUCAUAUACAACAUCUCGGUCAGCCUGUCGCUCUACGCCCUCUUCCUCUUCUACUUCGCCACCCGCGAGCUGCUCGUCCCCUACAGCCCCGUGCUCAAGUUCUUCAUGGUCAAGUCCGUCAUCUUCCUCUCCUUCUGGCAGGGCAUGCUGCUGGCCAUCCUGGAGAAGUGUGGGGCCAUCCCCCAGAUCAGCUCGGCCGAGGUGUCGGUGGGCGAGGGCACGGUUGCCGCCGGCUACCAGAACUUCAUCAUCUGCGUGGAGAUGUUCUUCGCCGCUCUCGCCCUGCGCCACGCCUUCACCUACAAGGUCUACAUGGACAAGAGGCUGGACUCCCAGGGACCAGUCCCCAUCUAUGGACAGUACGGCCGCUGCGCCCCCAUGAAGAGCAUCUCCAGCAGCCUGAAGGAGACCAUGAACCCGGGGGACAUGGUGCAGGACGCCAUCCACAACUUCUCCCCGGCCUACCAGCAGUACACGCAGCAGUCCACCCUGGAGCAGCGGGGGGGCGCCGCCCUGUCCCGCAGCCACAGCAACGCCAGCACCCGCGACAACGAGAAGACCCUGCUGCUCAGCUCCGACGACGAGUUCUGAGGCGCGACCCCGGCUCCCUCGCACCGCCCUCCCCCCACCUACCACUGCCCCCCCCUCGGAACGGGGCGUCCCCCAGAGGGACAGCUGUGGCACCACGAAAGGCACCCCCAAAACACGACACGGCUGGUGGACACAUUGCAGCACAGGACCGCGGGGCAGGCGCAGUGUAAACACUGUGUCUGUGGCACAGUCACUCACACACUCGCUCUGACUUACAGGAGGCGGUACUGUGCUGUGAUGAAAUUCUGCGCGCGCACACACACACAC
Messenger RNA from Megalops cyprinoides (Indo-Pacific tarpon), 1941 nucleotides. Its product is annotated as transmembrane protein 184B-like. The record is from RefSeq and is a predicted model, not a curated record. Gene Ontology annotation, biological process: transport. Gene Ontology annotation, molecular function: transporter activity. NCBI's taxonomy places the organism in Eukaryota, Metazoa, Chordata, Actinopteri, Elopiformes, Megalopidae. Bases 397 to 1674 code for a protein of 425 amino acids. The transcript has 11 exons.